Symbiodinium natans is the source of this 2121-nucleotide messenger RNA. The record is from the annotation of a GenBank genome assembly. Lineage: Eukaryota; Dinophyceae; Suessiales; Symbiodiniaceae.
AUGUGGCUCACUUUGCAGCUGUUGCUGGGUGCUGUAUUGUGGAGAUGUGGCGGCGCUGCAGAGUCUCAGACACAGUACUGCAUCAUUGGUGGCGGCCCAGCCGGCAUACAGCUGGGCCAUUUCUUUCUGCACGCUGGACGUGACUACGUGAUUUUCGAGAAGCAGGCGACGGCUGGCAGCUUCUUCGAGCAAUAUCCCAGGCACCGUAAGCUGAUCUCCUUGAACAAGAGGAAAGUCAGGGAGGGGCGCAGCGAGGAUUUUGCCUUCCGUCAUGACUGGAACACCUUAAUUGAUGUCAGAGAGGCAGGGAGACGCACGCCCCCUGUUACAGAGAGGUCGAAGGAGCUAUUCCCUCAUGCAUCUGUUUUGGUUGAGUACCUGAGCGAGUUUGCGGAGGAGCAGAAUGAGCACAUUCGAUACAACAGCAGCGUUCAGAAGAUUCAGCGUCAGGGAUCCAUCUUCGAGCUGACGGUUGCUUCACCUGACUCCCCCAGCCAUCGCUUUCUUUGCGUCGAGGUCAUCAUCGCGACAGGCUUGGCCAAGCCCCGCCUCGCAAACCUGCGCGUGGACGGGGCGGAGCACGUCCUGGGAUACGAGGAUCUGCCGAGCUCCGGGGAGUCAUUCGAGGGCCAGGCCGUUCUCAUCCUGGGUCAGGGAAACGCGGCUUUAGAGACGGCCCAAGAGCUGCAGCAAUACACCUCGGAGGUCCACCUGGUGUCCCGGGCCCGGCCCCUGCCUGAGGGUGGUUCCGGUGUGCGACUGGCAUACCAAACGCAUUACGUAGGAGACAUCCGAGCUGGAAGGACGACAAUCCUAGACACGUACCUCUUAAAGAGCCUGGAUACAUUUGACUUUGAUGGCAUCGAGGCAUUCAUGAGGUUCACUGUGGUGCCAUGUGGCGGCAGACUGUGCGUUUGGUAUAUAAGCAAGGAGGAGUGUAACAGUGUGCGCUGCCGUCAGCAACAUGACAUUGGUGGCCAGAACCUUUCGUACAUGGUCGAAGUCGCAACUGUCCAUGUGAAUUCCACUCUUCACAUGCGAUUGAGGAGUAUCGUUGAGAAGUAUCCCGAGUUUGCCAGCAGGCUGCGGUGGGAAACUGAGGACGUUGACAUGUUCGACGAAGAGAAUGAACAGCUCACCAUGGAUCAGCUAGACAGGCUUGGCAUUGACCCAUCGGUUUUCAACAUGAAAACUACGAAGCUGGAAGUUUCUACAAGCGCCUUGAGGGCAAACCCACAGCUUGCAGAAGAACUGUCUGAGAUGAGGCAGCUGGGUGGACAUGACAAUCUACGGUAUCCUAUGGACCAUGUCAUCCGCUGCUUUGGAUGGGUGUUUGAUACACAGAUCUUUGAUUCCUCCUUGCCGAUCGAUCUUGUGCACAAUCGCAAGUACCCCCAAAUCACUCCAGCUUGGGAACUGAAGGGUGUUCCCGGCAUGUAUGCCGCAGGCACAUUAACCCACAGCUUGGAUUUCCGCAAGUCUGCCGGGGGAUUUAUACACGGCUUCCGCUACACGUCGCGCGCUCUCUUUCGGCUCCUCGAAGAGAGGAACUUCAAUGUGUCCUGGCCGCAGACCUCCUGGCAACUGCCGGUCACGUGCAGUGCGCUGAACGAACUUAGCGAUGCAGCCAGUGACUGUGACCCCGAGAUCCCCGAAGCAAGUGACAGCUUCGAUGUUGCACUGGAGCCGCUGCUGGAGAUGUUGCUGGAGAGGAUCAAUGGAGCCUCAGGACCCUACCAGAUGUUUGAGUUUCUCGGAGACAUGGUUCUUUUCGAGAGCCGCUCUACGCAUUUGCAGCUCCGCUAUUUGGAGGAGGUCCCCCUAAAGCACUUCCACGCCCGAUACAAGAACGUCUCGCGCCUGACCUGGGUAUUUCGGUACAGCGACUCUUUCCAUGGCCGGAAAGUGCUUGGCGAGGGGAGGGUCGGAGCGACCCGCGCACAAGAUGCUCACCGCUCGAACUUCCUCCAUCCGAUGUUGGCAUUUUAUCCAGCUGGGGCAGUGAACGCCACCAUGAGACACUGGCUAGUCGAGGAUGUUUUCACACAGUGGCGCGGACUUGACGACCGGGUGCCUCUGGCCAAGUUUCUACAUCGCGUUACGGCGAGUAUGAUCUCUUAA